Molecule: messenger RNA, 1368 nt
Organism: Megachile rotundata (alfalfa leafcutting bee)
Lineage: Eukaryota; Metazoa; Arthropoda; Insecta; Hymenoptera; Megachilidae
Product: sodium channel protein Nach-like
Biological process (GO): sodium ion transmembrane transport
Cellular component (GO): plasma membrane
Molecular function (GO): ligand-gated sodium channel activity
Source: RefSeq, a predicted model, not a curated record
AUGGGUGUCUCCAUCUGUUCUAUCAAUAGAAUAAGCCGUCGAGCCGCAGUGAAAAUGGCGAACGAAAUAUACAACUCGAAUAUUUCUCGACUAUCUUCCGAAGAGAUUCUGAACAUGAUUCUGCAAUUGGGCGGACUUUACGAUUCCGAAUUUAUAACGCAAUCUCAGCCACUUCGAAUCGAUCAGCUACUCUCGCAUUUUUACGAUGGCUAUUAUGACAUUACGAACGUAAUGAAACGGCUGACCCCGCAAUGCUCCUCAAUUUUAUCGAGGUGUCGUUUCAACGGUCAAGAGAGAAACUGCUCAGACAUAUUCGCGUUCCGCAAGACUCAAGACGGAUUCUGUUGCAUCUUCAAUUACGCUACUAAAGGGGAUGAUACGCUCCUAAACACCGAGGUCGAUCAUAGAACUGACCCCAUCAAGGUGGAAAAUUUGACCGAGGAAGGUGGACUGUCGGUGCUGAUGGAAUCGUUUCCCGAUGACUAUUUUUACUCCAUUUUACCAACCACUGGGUGGAAGGUGACGAUCUUCAGCCCGUACGAUUAUCCGGACAUGAUCAGCGGCGGUGUCAUCGACGUCCUCGUGUCUCCGCGAACGCACAGGAGCGUGGAACUAGAGGCGAUCAUGUUUUACAGCACCAGGAGUAUUAUAUCGUAUCCGCUCGACAAACGAGAUUGCGUGUUCGAGGAUGAAAUGACCUUCUUACGGCCUUUCUACACCUACAGUGACUGUAUCGUUGAUUGCAGGAUCGAUGACGUGUGGAAAAUCUGCAAGUGCAUACCUUUCUACUUGCCUAAUAGAGAAGGUCGAAGGGUGUGCAACAUAGAAGACAUACCCUGUUUGACAGAGCACAAAUCCAAAUGGUUCUCCGUGGUACCACACGAGAACGUAUACCAAGAUGCGAACUACGACAACGAGACAAUCAUGCACUGCUACACGUGUUACCCAGAGUGCAACGACAUCAGCUACAACGCAAGAAUGACCGAGUCAGAUCUGGUGGAGUCUAAUCGACAAUCUGCCAAAUUACUGAAGGGUGUCAAGAUCGAGGACCAAGGUAUGCUGACGAUAUAUUUUAAUAGCUUCGGCACCAUGAGGUUGAGACAAGACGUGAUUUAUCGAUGGUACGAGCUGUUGGGGGAUGCAAGCGGUAUUUGGGGCAUUUUCGUCGGUUUUAGUCUGAUUGCGAUCGUGGAGUUUGUCUACUUCAUCGGGCUUUUCGUGCUGGAGCUUGUGAAGGGGCCUACUUCGUCCGACAGUAACAAAAAACAAGUCAAGCAUUGGCAGUCGCCCAUACAGUCGAUUUAUUGGGGCGAAUUGUAUUCUAACGUGAAGCCUAAAUCGCCCGACAAUCGAUAUCGCGGAUACUAG